AUGCUCCUCUUUACCGUAAUCUGCGUCCUUUUCCUUCUCGUCGCUGCGCAUACGUGCUGUCUUCCGUUGCAAUCUCGCGAUGGCGACCCGACAAAUUUGCUGUUCCCUGGGGGAAGCAUUCGCGGCCUUGUCGCAGGCUCGGGCGCCGCACAUCGCUUCACCUUGCCCACUGCCCAACCUCCUGUGGGGGUUCUCCGUUUCGCCAGUCCUCAACCCGUCAAGCUCGACAAGCUAGUCUCCGCUGCCAACGGAAAGACUUUCGAUGCUUCUGCGCUCCCACCAGCCUGCAUCCAAGGAACGAACGGUCCGAUCGGCGGCGCGGACAAACAGAGUGAAGACUGCCUCUACGCGACAUUCUACAAGCCUGCAAAAGCAAAGAUGGGCGACAAUUUGCCCAUCCUGGUCUGGGUCCACGGUGGAAGUGGCCUCUCUGGCUCUUCGACGGCGGCAGGACUGGAUGGGAGCAAGCUGGCCUCGUCUCAAAAUGCCAUCGUCGUCUUUGUCCAGUACCGUCUCGGCGCCUUUGGAUGGCUGCAGACGACAGCGACAUUUGACGAGAAAGACCCACAAGCAGGCCAACAAGGCUCGAGCAAGCUCGCAGGAAAUCAGGCCGUCCGAGACGUCGUGGCUGCCCUGCAACAGAUCCGGAACGUGGGCCAAUACCUUGGAGGCGAUGUCAACAAAGUGACCCUGAUGGGUCAGAGCAGCGGUGCACAACUCGUCAGGGCCCUGCUGACGACGCCAGCAGCAGAACCUCUCUUUUCAAAGGCCAUCCUCGUCAGCGACACGCAAGACUACGGCCCCUCUACCAUUGCGCAGAACAGCUUCCUGGGCGACCUCACCAUGAAGUCGCUCGGUUGCGACGUGGGUGACGUUGCAUGCGCACGCAGCAGGACAGCCGACCAAGUUCUGGAUGCAACAUUUAGUACCUAUAGCAAUGGGCCCGCACAGGACGGAGGGGUCGCGGCAGGCACGCCCUGGCGGCCCGUUAUCGGUACGCAGUAUAUCCCGACGGCCCUCGAGCAGAACGCGGCUGCGGGCAAGGGCACCACAAAGCCCAUGAUUGUGUCGACGGUGCAAAAUGAAGCGGGAAGCAUCACGGCCGCCAGCUGGAAAGCAACUCAGCCAGGCGCGACAACGCUCGAGCUGGCGUACGGAAAUCAAAGCGUAUCUUUUGGAGAAGCGCUCGACUACAUCUUCAAUCAAGCCAGGGGCAACGCGGCAGCUGUGCUACCUCAGUACAAGUACGAAGUCGAGCAAUCGGACGCUCUUAGACGCACAUUCGAGCAGGCAGCCACCGAUGGCCUUUGGCGAUGCGCUGUUCAAAACAAUGCCCGAAAGGCGUCUAGCCAGGUGUGGGUGGCCGAGUGGGCCGUCGGUGCCACAUAUCCAGACAACGCGAGUCGGAACUAUUGUGUCGAAGAUGGUCACGUCUGCCACGAAGACGACAUUUUCCUUAUUUUUGGCACGAUGCCCGGGCCUCCGACAACGGCGCAAGAGACGCUCUCCCGCGAGAUUCAGACGCGCUUCGCAAACUUUGCCAGGAAUAGCAUCCCAAAGGGACCGACAGGUGCCGUCGACUGGACGCCGAUAGCAGCGGAUGGCAAGAACCUCAACCUGCUUGUCAUGCAGCAGGGACCAGGAGGGAAAGGCUUGAGCUCCAUCGCACAAAGCCAGAGUCCCACGACCUGCGAUUCAGACAUCUGGGGGAACAAGAUCCUAUUCGAUUGGCAGAUGUACAGCUGAUCGUGUCUCUUUACCGUAAC
Acaromyces ingoldii is the source of this 1766-nucleotide messenger RNA. RefSeq names its product alpha/beta-hydrolase. The record is from RefSeq and is a predicted model, not a curated record. Bases 1 to 1746 code for a protein of 581 amino acids. The transcript is spliced from 2 exons. Lineage: Eukaryota; Fungi; Basidiomycota; Exobasidiomycetes; Exobasidiales; Cryptobasidiaceae.